AUGAGGGAACCACCAGAGUCUGCCCUGCAGCCUGUCUCCUCCUGGGGAGUUGUCUUUUCUCCCGGAUUGAACGACCCGGGUGGGGCCAGGAGAGAAAACGAACGCAUCGCAUGCCGGCUGACAGAGACAGUUGAGCGAACUUCACAGCUUCGGGUGUUGUCUCUGCAUUCGGAGUGCGUGCGUCGAUUAGCCGCGAUCGAGAAACGAAAAAAGAAGACUUUUUCUCGCUGCCUUUUCUUCGUUUUCUUUUUCGGUGUCCUCUACCUCUUCUCUCCUCGAAGUUCCACGCGGCAACGCCGACAGGCCAAGUGCAAUCAUGCCGCGGACUUCUCUGCUCGCUUUUUCUCUCCCGGUUUCUCUUCUCGUUUUGCUCUCUCGCUUCCUCCCCUUGUCAAGCCAUCAUACUGUUCGUCCUCUUCGCCUCUGCCUGUUUCUUCGUUCCAGUCUCCGUCUCCGCCGACCGACUUCGCUCUUCAGUGCGUGACCUGCAACGCUCACGAAGACGAAGACGAGGAAUGGGUCGCUCGACUCUUGCGAGUGCGUGAGCCUGCCGUUCAGGAACAAACAGAGGCGCUCUUUGAAGAAGGGGGAACCUUCUGUCUGUCUCGCUGCUCCCCCCUGCUGCCUCGCUUCCUCGACCGUACUGGCGACCUCUCUUUUGCGUCUUCUCUGCUCUCUGGCUGCGCCUGGCCUCCGCGCGAUCUUCCCCUGAACUCUUUGUUCUUCUCGACAGAGACCAGACGGGGAUCUUUUGCCGAACCGCCGUCAUUCGCCAGGCACCUUUCGAGCCUUCUGAGCCUUCCAACUGUCUUGUCCGCGUCCGCGCUCACUCUCCCAUCUGCGUCCUCUUUGUCCUCUUUGUCCCCGUCUGUCUCUUCUCGGAGAAAGAUUUGCUGGCCUCCUCAAAGUCCGCCUCUGUCCAGAGAAUCCACUCCGAUCUUUAGGGUGCCUCAUGCGCUCCACGCGCAUUCGACCUCCACCUGUGAAGGUGCGUCGUGCUCCCCCAGGUUUUUUUUCCUCCGUCCUUCUGUUCGGACUCCAUCGCGAUCAUCUUUUUCUCUGGCUUUCUCACCCUCUGAGUUGUCUUCGUUUUCCUCUUGGCAGGGGGGUCCACAUCGCACAUGGUUGGCGUCUCCUUCCUCUUCUUCUUGGCCUUCUUCUCCUUCUUUCCAGUCUGCUUCUUCUCUCUUGUAUGGAGUGCCUUCUUUUCAUCAGAGGAGGCGGAGCUUUGACUGCGGCGCAGCAGGCAGCCGUGUGCUGUGUUCGCUCUUUUGUCUGGGGUCUCUGCGGAGCCGAAACAGGUCAAAUCUCUUUUGCUCUGUUCUCUUCCCCUCUCGCUUCCAGAAGCCAUCGCACUCACUUCUUGUCCCCCUGAACUCCGUCAAGACGCGAGAGCCUGCUUUGCAUCGCGGCAGUCAUCGCGGCAGUCAGUCGCGCUUCUCUCUGAGUUCUGUUUUCACUUUCCUCUCUCCUCUCUCCUCUUCGUCACUCCGCUGCCCUCGCGCGCUGGUCUCUGCGGCCUACGCUGCCUCGACGAGUUUUUCGCGGUCCUCUGAAGACGCAUGCACGGAUCAGGUUAAAAGGAGGAGCGCUGAGGAGAGGUCGUCUCUCCCCAGCCAGAGGGUGUCGUUCUUUGCUUCUUCGUCUCGCUCGUCGUUGCUCAGGCAAUCUGCCCUGCAUGCGCUGGGUGCGACCUCUGCAACGGAAAAAGCGCGCGACCUUCCCAGAGGAGACAAACGGAACGGAACGUUCCCCAGCAGAGAAAAGAAACUCGUCGGUCAAAACCUCACUCGUAGAGGCGAGACGACAAGUCGAGGCGCAAGCUACGAUGAGAAACGAGAGAUAACGCAGAGAGAAGAGGCAGACGAGAGAAACGACAGAGAGGAGCCUGAGGGGGGAGACAGAGAGGAGACAGAGGAGAUGGAAAAAGGAGACAGUGAGAAGAAGAAAGGGCCUUUACCUCCUCCCCUGCGGCUGUCGGCGAGAGAAAUUGGAAGAAGGUUUCGAAGAGCAGCUCUCCAAGAACAACACAGGCCUAACAUCGCUCAAGGUUGCUUCCCCGUCGAAGCAGUCUUCCAACAUCAGGAUUUGCUUAAUGGUCUGCCGUUCAGGCGUCUUGGCGGCGCGCCGCCGCCCCGGCCGCGGGGAGCGUCUCCGCCUGUGGCUGGCGGCGCUGGAACGCCUGUGGACUCCGGGCAGAGCGAGGAAGAUACUUUGGACUCGGCAGCGAAGCUGCCCAAGGACCUGGGAGGAAAGGCGAAGCGACCUCAGGACGACAGGGGAAUGCUCGUCAGCGGCUUGUGUAUCGGCACCAGCAUGGUCGGCUCGACGGCGAUGAUCGAUGAUGGAGAUGCGCGAGAACUGCUUCACUGUGCUUAUGGAGAAUACGGCAUCAACUUUUUCGACGUCGGGGAACUGGACCCCAUUCCGUUCGCGCCUGCGACACACGGCCGCGGACAUGUGGAGGUCCUGCGGCCGUUUCUGCGAGCUCACCGGGCUCGCGCAGCGAGCCAAACUGCCUGCACGGCUGCAGAGAGGAGCGGAUCGCCUGCGUCUUCGCUCGAGGCCGAGAUGCGGCAGAUCCGGAUUUCUGCGCGCAUUCUCGGCGGCGGCCUUUCAGGUUUUCGCCAGGAACGCGAAGCGCUGAAGAGAGAGAUGCAGGACGCAGACAUGCGCGGAGACACCACGGGCGUGAGGUGGGCCUGGGGCGAACAUGACCCAGACACGAUCGAAGGGGAAAGCGACAGUCGCCAGGCUGAAGAAAUCUGGAGCAGAGAUCGCGGCUGGUGGACUCGGAAAGACCGCGCAGAGCGACGCAUGCAGAGCGACCAUGUGGAGCAGGCUGUCGACGACCUUCUUCUGCGCCUCGGCAUCGACUGCGUCGACCUCCUUCAGUUCGACGUCCCCCACCGCUACGUCCCCCGUCACGAGCUCGGCGAAGACACUUACUGCUGGGGGCUCGAACGCGAAGACGAGAUGGCCAUCGAAGAGCAGCUGGUGAUCCUGCAGCGUCUGGUCGACAAAGGAAAGGUUCGGUACAUCGGCUUGAGCAACGAGACUCCUUGGGGUGUCUUCAAAUGGUGUACCGCAGCUGACCAAAUGGGUCUGAGUCGCGUCGCCAGUGUUCAAACGCUCUACAACAUCAUGCAUCGAAACGAAUUCGAGUCUUCGGGCUUCCCGGAGAUGUUGUGGAACCUCAAUGUGCCUCUGUUGGCCUACGGAGUUCUCGCUGGAGGUGUAUUAACGGGCAAAUACCUCGAUCCGGAACGCUUCAAUCCGCGGGGUCCGGACGAGCGACUCGGCCAGGACGAAUGGGACAACGCCGUCGCGACCUACCGCACACAGUUGCCGGAAGACUCAGGCUAUCUCUCGUAUGGCCCAGCGAACGGCAGGUGCAACAAGUGGAAGGAAAGCUACUCCACCCACCGCUCUGUCUGGGCGCAGUGGCUGAUGGGGGAACUCGUGAAGGCCGCGCGACAGUUCGGCCUCACGGCCUCUCAGCUUGCCCUCAGCUGGGUCUACUCGCGACCGUUCCUGGGCAGUGCGAUCAUUGGACCUCGAACGAUUGGCCAACUGCGAGAGAGCAUCCGCGCGCUGAACUAUCCUGUUCCACCGGUUCUGGAAGCAGUUCUUCACGACCUGUUCCUUCGUUAUCGAGCGCCGACCAUGGGCGGCCCUCAAGUCGGAACUCAGCUCGACGACCUCGAUCACGGCCAACUGAUUUCGCAGUCCGAAUUCAUGAGAUGGGGACGACAGCCUAUCUGGAGCGGCGGAACGUACUGGCCGAACUGGCCGCAGCCGCUCGUCUCCGAGAAGGUCGACUAUUUACGCAAACGCGAAGAGCUGCUCGAACUCCGCGCGGCAGCGGCAGACACAGACGACCCCUCAGACGACGGCGCCUUCAAUGUGCGAAUGUGGAGGGAAAUGUUGGACGACCGCAGACCAGGAGAGUAUUUUGCGGUGAAGGAGCAGAAACUGUUUGGGUGGGACGAGAAAAAGUUUGCGGACAUGGACUGGAAAAACUUGACGAGACACGAACGCGAAAGUCAAGAUCACUUCGACUUCCACUUUGUCUGGCGCGGAGACAAGAUUUACCGAGAAAACACGACGGAGGGGAUGCGGAACUUUUACCGCAACAAGAAGGCCAUUUGCGACGUUAUGCACAAAAACAUCAUGCAGUUUCAGGAUAUUUAUCAGAACAUGGAACGCACCCCCGGACUCUGGUGCAGCAUGUGGAAUGAAUGGGACUACGACCUGAUCGACAAGCGGCUACGAGAGCGCCAUGGCAUCGACAUCCUCGACAAAAAGGUGUGGAAGGUCGUGGCGGAUGUUCCCGACAAGCAGAGAAGAAGGCGACUGGAAUUCACAGAACCGUUUUGGUACUGGGAAGACGAAGGACAACCAGACAUGCCUUGGGAGCAUGCAACCGGGGAGGAUGUGACCGACGGAGGCACGCAGCCGUAG
Messenger RNA from Toxoplasma gondii ME49, 4464 nucleotides. Its product is annotated as oxidoreductase, aldo/keto reductase family protein. The record is from RefSeq and is a predicted model, not a curated record. The coding region runs from base 1 to 4464 and encodes 1487 amino acids. The transcript is spliced from 18 exons. Lineage: Eukaryota; Apicomplexa; Conoidasida; Eucoccidiorida; Sarcocystidae.